Molecule: messenger RNA, 1307 nt
Organism: Physeter macrocephalus (sperm whale)
Lineage: Eukaryota; Metazoa; Chordata; Mammalia; Artiodactyla; Physeteridae
Product: cathepsin G-like
Exons: 7
Coding region: 548-1198 (216 amino acids)
Biological process (GO): proteolysis
Cellular component (GO): intracellular membrane-bounded organelle; cytoplasm
Molecular function (GO): serine-type endopeptidase activity
Source: RefSeq, a predicted model, not a curated record
GAACUCCUAGUCCUGGCUUCAGGGAUGAGUUCUCAAGCCUGCUGCCUCGUCUGUGGUGGGAGAUGGAAGGAUCAUGUCUUUCCCAGAGAACCUUCUGGAACAUAAAGGCCUUCGCCUUGAGUAGGAAGCAGGAAAACAGAAGUCGUCCACAGUGUCAAGAUUUCACUGAGAGUUUGCUGGGGCUCAAGUGACCUGAGAGCGUAAUGGGGCUCAAAGUCUGGCAGGAGGAAGCACCAGCAGCAACUGACUGGGCAGACUUCCCAGGAAGAUGCGGCCACUCCUGCUCCUGGUGGUCCUUCUCCUGCCCCCCAGGGCUAGGGCAGAAUCCUGGAGGCUCCCGCAAGGCUGGUGCCCUGCAGACCCAGUUCUCAUGAACCACCAGCUUCUCCGGCCCCUGCAGCACCUCUCCUGCCUCGCCAUCUUCUAACCUUUCUGGAGCCACCAAGCCGAAGCCCACACACCUGUCAGUGCAGAGAUAAGUGCCUAAUGCUUCCUUCCAGGGCAGAUCAUCGGAGGCCAAGAGGCCAGGCCCCAUUCCCACCCUUACAUGGCAUAUGUUCAGAUCCGAACUCCAGGUCUGAAAACUUGUGGGGGGUUCCUGGUGCGAGAAGACUUUGUGGUGACAGCAGCUCACUGCUUGGGAAGCCAAAUAAAUGUCAUCCUGGGGGCCCACAACGUCAGGAGGUUGGAAAGGACUCAGCAGCGCAUACCGGUGCUCAGAGCCAUCCCCCACCCCAGGUACAAUCCGCACAACUACUGGAAUGACAUCAUGUUACUGCAGCUGAGGAGCAGGGCCAGACGUAAUCGAGCUGUGAGGCCGGUGGCUCUGCCUCAGACCCAGAGCAGGCUGAGUCCUGGGACCCUGUGCACCGUGGCCGGCUGGGGCCUUGUCGGCCUGUACAGGAGAACAGACACGCUCCAGGAUGUAUGGAUCAGGGUGCAGAGGGGUGAGGAGUGCAGUAGACGCUUCACGUUCUACACCGGCCGAACACAGAUUUGUGUGGGCGACCCUAGAGAGAGGAAAUCCGCCUUCCUGGGGGACUCCGGUGGCCCCCUUGUGUGUAACAACGUGGCCCAGGGCAUCGUCUCCUACGGAAACAGCACUGGGACUCCUCCAGCAGUCUUCACCAGGAUUUCCAGCUUCCUGCCCUGGAUACGGAGAACGAUGAGACGCUGCCAAGAGUGGGGGCUGGAGUGACACCCCCUGUCACUGACUCCCCUUCUCUGGGGCAGAGCCCAGAUCCAGGGCGGUUCCCAGAGCCUUAAUAAACAUCCAUAUCUAGAGUGGAAAUAACCGAUUUCUCAUU